AUGGCCUCGAUAUUGUUGCUCAUGGCCAUGGCAUCAUGUUGGCGAAGGAUUCCUAUGUUUGCUUGGGUAUUUCCCAGUCAGAAGCAAGAAGCGUCCAUGACACGCAGUGGCCGCAGAGCCCAAGCUGUUCUGGAAGAUGUGGACACAGGCCAAGCGGGCGACGGCUCACAGGGCUCCGGCUCGCUGCCUCGAUUCCAAGCCAGGGAGGUGGGCAGUGCUGAGCAGCUGAUGCUCAGCCGGAUGCCCGAAGGGCAUAUGAUCACAACCCACGCGUCCUUGGCGCUACUGGAAGGUGUUGCAGACGAGGCGCGCCUCGAGAAGGCUCUGCAUUGGGCCAUCAUUCGACACCCCAUGUUGCGCGCAGCGGCACUAGAGCCAAGUGUCCGGGCGAAGGACACAGGCCCAUUUUUUCAUGGAGGCCAGGAUGGAAGGUGGAUGUGGACUCCCACGAAUCUCACAAAGGAGGAGAUCGUAGAACGGGCAUUAACGAUUGAAGAUGUCUCGGGUGACUUUGACGCCAAGUGCAAAGAAUACUUUGAGCAGUCAUUGGACCGAAGCAGCUUCAACUUCAACGAGGGGCCGCUAUGGAAAUUGCACCUUCUGCGUCAGUCUGGUUUUCGUGGCCCGGCGGGUGGCAGAAGUGCUUUCCUCUUCAGUUUUGUGCACUCCACAGAUGAUCAGAAGAGCGCCAAUAUCUUCUUGCAUGACUUGCUGUCCCACAUGGAGGAAGAAGGUGAUUUGAAGGAUCCAGAGCCUGCGGAAUUGCCGGCCUCUUUGGAGGAAGUCUUCUUGAAAGAUGACCUCGACGUCCAGAAACUUGCUGAGUACGCGUUGUCGCAGGCAAAAGCUGGUGCGGUUCCCUUCAUGAAGAUUCCUUCUGCCUUACGUUCAGCAGAGAGGACAGUCCGAAAGAACUUCGCGCUGAAUCCGAAUCAGCCGGUUGCACAGGAGCGACCCCAGACUGUGCCAACGGAACCCGCAAGCGGAGACGCGAAGUUGUUGAUGUCAGAGGCACUGUCGCCCAAGUCGGACUUUUGGUCCUCUCGCAGAAAAAAUUUGGUCAGCUUUCGCUCGCUCCCUGAAGAGCAAGUGAGCAUGUUGCGGCAGAAAUGCAGAGAGAACAACGUCACAAUGUCCAUGGCCAUUGCCACAGCAGCCCUGCUGGCAGCCAGCGACAUUGCGAAUGACGACUUAGAUUUUGCAUACGAAGCCUAUCGCUUGCUCAUGGGCGUUGACAUGAGGCGCUUCGCUCCUCAGGGUGACUGGACCAAAGACACCAUGGCAUAUGCUUCUGGUGCACUGGACUUCAGCUUGCGACUGCUGCCCAAAAGUGGUGCUGCUUUUGCAGCAGAAGGUGCCAAUGAAUCUUUGAGAACCCGCAUCGGAGGUGUUCCAUUCUGGGACUUGGCACGAGCUUCAGCUCAUGCUGUACGUUUGUGGAUAGAGAAAGGCUAUGCUGCAGAGUCGACGCGGCUCUUUGACAUUGGUGUUCGACUGCUGCGGAUGGACACCAUCAUCCGUGAAACUGCCAAUGAUCCCAGCACGAUUGGCCGAGCAUAUUCCGUCACCGUGUCCAAUGCUGGGCUCUAUGGCCUUGGGCCCAAAGAUGGCCGCUAUGGCCAGUUGAGACUGCAGAAAAUCUACUUUGGAAUCUCUGCAGCGAUCAGUGGAUCGUUGGUCUCAGCUUCAUGCUUAACGGUGAAUGGCGAUUUGCUGGUGACUGCGGUGAGUGCCGCCCCCUUGGUGAACCGAUCGCAUCUGGAGACCUUUUCUGAUUCGAUGAUUGGAUCUUUGACCAUCGCUGCAAUGCAGAAGAAGCCCUUGUCAAGGAAGGGAACGCCACUCGUGGAGAAUCCACUUGAUCCCAGGGGUGGUCUGCCUUGGUACUACUUGCUGGAGACACCGAAAGGUACCCUACAAUGUCCAGAAUACGAGGAGCUAAAAAGCUAUUCGAUGCCAGCAUUUGAUGUCGACAAGUACGUCGGAGUUUGGUAUGAAUUGGCCUUCCACGACAUUACGCAAUGUAACGGCUGCGGCUGCACCCAAUUCAACAUGACACGGCAUGGCAACGUCAUUGAGGACAUGUUUACGGUCACAUGCCCAUGGCCAUGGACGAAGGGGGUUGAUGGGCCAUGGCUGCCGGGAUACAAUGUGAAUGGCAACAGACGCAUGAACAUGUGGACAUGUAACAUGACCAUGUACUACAAGCCGCAGAACCCCGGUGUGAUGUUGGAGACAGGCUUCGGUCAGGAGUUCGACAACAUGGUCCUGGAAAUCUGGAGCGAUCCUGAAAUUACCGCGCAAACUGGCUAUGAGUACACCCGAUCCAUUCAGUUCCAAUGCCUAGGUUCCGAGAGAGAUGGGAUUACCUUCACAGGAAUCAACUUUCUCUCCCGGGUUCCCAUUGUUGAGCCCGCUAAGCAGGAUGCAGAUAUCCGCAAAGCACUGACAAGUCUUGGAUGGGAGACAGGCCAGAAUGGCCCUUCCCUGUUGUUGCCGGUGAUUUUGGUGCUCAGCUUUAAAACGGAGACCGACACCCCAGACUCAUCGUUGCUUGACGCUGGAAAAGAGAUGGCUCUACGCAUCUUGCUGGCCAGUGAAAAGCAGGUGAGCGACGACUUGGAUCCACCACUUCGUUCUGGGCUGGCCCCACCUCGGCCACCACCGUCCGUCAUCUUGUCGUCUCUCUUUGAUCAAGGAGUCCGAAGCAAGUUCCAUGGCGAAAUCAAGAGCUUCAGCGAAGCCAAAGGCUACGGCUUUAUCAGUUGUGAAAAGGUGUGGAAUCUGCUACGGUGUGACGUUCACUUCUCCUUGAGCGAGGUCUAUGAUGUGGAUCCACAGCAGAUCUCCGAGAAGGUGCGGGUAGGGUCGAAAUGCACCUUUUGGUGCAACCUUGAUCGCAGCGGACGGCCCCAGGCCAAGGUGGUUCGGAUCACCGAGGUGGCAGAAAGGCCGCCAGAAAACAAGACCCUGACCGAGACGGAUCAAGUAAAGUACGAGGGCCGUAUCAAGUCAUUCAAAGAAGACACAGGGUAUGGCUUCAUCAGCUGUGAUGAGACGUUCAAAAAGUUCAAUCGGGACGUCUUCCUCCAUCACAAGCAGCUUGCCAACUGCAAAGCCAAGGUUGGAGAUUUGGUCCGGUUCAAGAUCUUCGAGUCCAAGGGGCAGCCCAAAG
This is a messenger RNA of Cladocopium goreaui, 3175 nucleotides long. NCBI's taxonomy places the organism in Eukaryota, Dinophyceae, Suessiales, Symbiodiniaceae. The record is from the annotation of a GenBank genome assembly.